Molecule: messenger RNA, 1716 nt
Organism: Tarenaya hassleriana
Lineage: Eukaryota; Viridiplantae; Streptophyta; Magnoliopsida; Brassicales; Cleomaceae
Exons: 2
Coding region: 146-628 (160 amino acids)
Source: RefSeq, a predicted model, not a curated record
GCAGCCUCACUGGACUGGAUUGUAUUAUAUGACCUCGAAUUCACCUCGCUCCCCGCGCUCUCUGCAGAAACAUUUCCUUGUAACAGAAGCUAAAAAUCCCCGCAGCCAUUGAUCUCCAUUUUCUUGUUUAUCCAUUUCUUUCGUCAUGGUUAUCUCACAGAGCGUCGGCCAUGGCGAUCCGGAGCCUGCCGACUCUUCCGACACGCCGCGUUUCACCGACGACCUCGGCUCAGCUUGCUCCACGCCCUUCGUCAGCGCUCCGUCGAGCCCCGGCCGUGAUCCCUCGCCGGGGUACUUCUUCAGCGCUCCGGCGAGUCCCAUGCACUUCGUCCUGUACUCUGCUCCGUCUUCCGCCGCUCGUGCGGCGUCAGAGUAUCCGCAGCUACAUGGACCAAUCCGUUUGCCCCCUUCCGGAAACCCGACGAACGGCAUAGCGAAGCGGCGGGGUCUGCAGCCGUCGGCGCACGAGCUGCAUUACACGGCGAACAGAGCUCAGGCAGAGGAGAUGAAGAAGAGGACAUACUUGCCGUACAGGCAUGGACUCUUCGGCUGCCUAGGGUUCAGCUCCAAAAGUUACAGUGCCCUAAACGGGUUAGCCCGCAGCUUGAACCCCGUCUCGUCCAGGUAAAUCAAACCCAAAAUUAAGCCAUUAAAUCCCAUAUAUAUAUAUAUAUAAUCCGCUGUAUAGAUUUUGCUUUCAGGAAGGAACCUAAGCCCAUGCCUACAUAGUCUAUGUAAGAUAUUAUUGUAUCAGUUGAUAUUCUAGAUUGCCGUCUAAAUUCUGUAUAGUUCAUGGGAGGCCCACAAAAAAAAAAACCCUUGGUUUCCGCCAUGGACGAGUGGAGGCCAUUGUCUAAUUCCUCUGCUUCCAUCGCGCUAUUUUUACGCAUUAAAUCUGGCAAAUAAUUUGCCCUUUGCAAACCCAAUUCAGAACCCUAAGAUUCCAUAAAUGACUCUCGAAGACUAUGGAGGCUCCAUAAUGGAGCUAGUCCCGGUACCUGUAAGCCUCUCUCUCUCUCUCUGGUGGUUUCAGAGAGCCGUGCAAUAGUUUUGGAUGUACCGCGAGCUCUAUUCGUGCAAAGGAGGAAUGGUGAGUGUGAAAGUGUGAAGGCUGUUUUUCCAGGAUCUUUUGUCUGAUUGUUAACAUUUGUGUAGAUGCAUGUGGAUUCAAUUGGUCAUCGUAUUGGACUUUUGCAAAUAUUUGUUCCCUUAUUUCUUCUUGAUUUUUUCUUUAUCUGACAGCAACUUUGAUAAUAAUGCAUCAUCCCCAUGACCACGAAUGAGAACCCCACCAUUCUAAUCCUCCUACUAUUGGGGUUGCCUUGCCUUGUUGUUUUCCAAUCUUAUGUAUAUGAGCUUCGGUAUUUUUACAAACUACACACACACAUACAUAUAUAUAUAUAUGUUAUGUAAUCCAUUUGCUGAAUCUAUAACAGACCGUUUUCACUAUUCAGAGCCUUUGAAUCAGGGUUUCUGAGCUUGUCAUCAUGGUCUGCAACAUUGCUUCGCCAUAUGAAAGAAAGAAAAUUGAAAGAGUGGCAGCGCAUCGAUUAUGUUGAACCCCAAGCAAGUGCUAUUUUAGGAAUCUUUGGUAUUCACAUUGAUUGAUACUCCGUUGCUGACAUUAUUUUCUCUGUCAUUGGUUGGAUGGUACUACAAAACACCAUUAGCUGUCUAAAAAAAAUUCUGAAAUACAAGAUAGAUGAUCGAUCGAUC